AUAGAUUGGACGUUUGAGACAUGACGGCUACUCUCAUUCUGCUGUGUCUGCUGAUUCUUCCAGCAUGUCUACUUCAAUAUGUUGGUGCGGAACAGAGAAUUCAUCUUGAUGUCGAGCGUCGUCGAUGGACACGCACAGUCGAUGACGUUACCACAGCCAGAGAGUCGGCGAGGUUCAGUAGAGACAAUGAAUACAUUCAGUUAUUUUCAUUGAUAAGAAGGCCCAAGAAAGUUCACAUUCACUCCGCAUUUUCAGUUUACGACUAUAAAGACGAACUGGCUGCGGCUCGACUUAGGUUAAACCACACCCAUGUCUGCGUGGUGUUUCCGGUCACGAACUUCACAGCAGCAAUCAACACAAUCUGGAAUAGAAAUAUGGAUGAAAACGUGGAAACACCAGACGAUGACGUCAAGUACAUUAUGAAAACUGAUAGUAAGAUGACAGAUGCUGAACUGGAAUCUUUCAAGUCAAAGUCACCAAUCCUCUAUCAGAUCUGCCAAGGAAGACGGAAGACCCGGAUUGCCAUCAUAGAUGAGACAGAGACAGUGACUGAUGAGGACGUUUCACAGCUCAAGAAUGUGACGUUUUUGUCCAUCUACGGGAAGGUGUCUCUCUACCUCAAGCCGACACUGUCACUUUAAUCCAAAGAAAGAAUAUUGAUUUCCUACAUUACUCAGCAAUCCAACUGAAGCAAAGUGUCUGUCAUUGUAUAACGUUGAGUUAUCAAUAAAUAAUAUUCUUUA
This is a messenger RNA of Haliotis rubra (blacklip abalone), 743 nucleotides long. RefSeq lists its product as uncharacterized. The transcript has 5 exons. The record is from RefSeq and is a predicted model, not a curated record. Lineage: Eukaryota; Metazoa; Mollusca; Gastropoda; Lepetellida; Haliotidae. Bases 21 to 641 code for a protein of 206 amino acids.